GAAGGGCCGCGGGGGAGGGGGGAGAAGGGAAGCUCGGAGUGAAGUCGUUACGUGGGGUCGUCUGUGGGUGUGUCGUGGUGUCCUCCAGCGCAAGGUCGAGAGAUGCCUGUAUCUCUUGGCCGUGCCGCGGCGUGUACUUAAUGUGACAGCGGCCGUGUGGUGUUAAUGUGUGAGCAUGUCGUGCCUCCCUGUGUGGCGGUGCUUGGGCGAGACUGACUCACAGAGGCGAGCGCCGCACCGGGAGGGGGUCGCCAGUGGCGCCGCUACACGAUCGCCUCGCCUGCAUGUAAUGGUGUGGUCCUGUUGCAGGUUCUGCCUCGCGCGCAAACAUGUCAGUAUGAACCGCAGAAAGUGAAAGUGUGUCUGGCGAUGUGUGAGGAGGAGAGGCUGCCUCCCUGUCACCUGCUGCUCGCCAAACUCAAGGUGUAGAAAAUAGAUCUAUUGUAAUCCUCAGAUACUCAACGGUUUUGUAGAAUUUAGUGUUGAAAAUAAUGUUUCCAAUCAGUCAGACUGAAUAAGUGAACAUAAACGAAGUGAAGUGUGCGCGUGUGUGUCUGUGUUUCCGAGCCGCUGCUGCAUAGCGGGGCCACACGCCGCACGGCCUGGGCGGCGGCAGCACCAGACGCGUCUGGAGAGAAGCUGCACAGCCAGAUAUGUGUGUGUAGCCAUGGACGCCACGCAGGAGUUUACGUGGAGAGGUGGGGGUGGUGGUGGGGGAGGCGGGGAAGCAGAGCCGGGCACCUUCCCGACGCGGGCUGUGGUGGUGGUGGGCAACGGGGGUGGGGCACGGGGGCGCCAGCAGCCUCCUCGGAGUGUGUACAGGGCGCUGUCUGGCGUCACAUUCCAAGACCUGGAUAUGUACGUGCGCCAGGCCUCGUCCUGCCAUGACCCUCCGCUGGUGACGGAAGAGGACGAGGGACUCGACUCACUAGAGAGUCGCGGUCUUCCCCUCACGCCCUCCCCUGACCAGGCCCUGAGGGGGGCCGCCCCCUCGAGAAGUCUGGUCACGCUGAAGGGGGUUACUUCAGUCUAGAGCGCUGCUUGAGUGACGAGGACGCGGCGCACCUGCACGACUCCCUGGAAAACCUGUCCCGGAGACACCACCCUCAGGCAGGCGUGCACGCCUUCCCCGCCGGGUAUUCUCACCCACACCCACACCCGGGGUACCCACACACCCAGAAGGCCUCCCAUCAGGCCUAUCCACCCAUGCCAGCCUAUGUGGGUCCCGCCUUCCCGCACACGGCCGCCUACGCCACGCCCCCGCAGCGCCAUGACUACCUCGGCGAGGAACACUCGUACGGCUCCGUGCCGCGGAGCUACCCUCACGGAGGCGGCCAUUACCCCCCAGAGUGUGGCUACUCGUCCAGUGUCAUGUACCGCCAGAGGGAAGGCUACGUCCCCUUGGAGGGUUCCCUGGGCAGGCCCGUGUACGAGGUUCAGCCAGAGGACAUGUAUCACUCCGGCGUCCCCUACACUGCCAGGGACAAUUAUCCUUCCAAGUCGUCCUACAUGUACACCGGCUACCCCCAGAAGAGACACUCGGGCCUGCCCCAGGAGCCCCCAGAUAAGAAAGGCGAAGUUGAGCGGAAGACGAGCGUGCUGAGUGCUGAUUCUUUGGAAGACGUGCCUCUUAGCCCUACCUCGCCCGUGUCGCCACCUCUCCCACCCGAGGCACGCAAGGCCGCCUGCUACAAAGACUCUCUGGAGGAUGUGCGGCCGCGCAUGGUCAGUGAACUGAGAGAUUUUUUUGAGCGUCAGAAAUCCACCACGAGCACCAGCAGCCCCGAGUCUGAGAGCUUCCAAGAAAGUAAAACUGAGGAGGAAGAGGAAAAUGAAGAAGAGGAUGAAGAUGAAGAUGAAGAAGAUGAAGAUAGGGAUGAAGAUGCAAGUAAAAGGAAAGAUAUGAAGAAAGGUGAUAAGCAAAUAAAAAAUCCAGCCGCAGAUUACAUACAGCAGGACCUGACCUCGUCAGUGACAAGUGACCAGACGGAGGACGCGAGCACCACCACGGAGUGCGCUGCGCAGCAGCACCACGACUCUUCGUCUGAAGACCCGACCAAGGAUCUCUAUGAGGAAGAGAGCGACUCCCCGCCCCUCAAACUCAGCCCCCGGCACGGAGACGUGGCUUUCCUGCGAGCCACCCAGGACACCCCCCAGACACUUCUUGCCUCCACCCGCCUGGUGCAGGCCACACUGAAGCCCCCCGCCAAGGCCACCACCUUCUUCAUCAGCCUUGGCACAAAACUUAAGCCUCCAAAUUUUGAAGACACAAAAACAGUUACUAAAGGUGGAGAAAAGAAAGAGAAUAUUGCAUUAAAAGAAAACUGUGCGUCAGACUCCAGUGAUAGCUCGGGGGGAAAGAACUCACCUGUCACGCCCGGCGAGGACCUGAGUGCUUCCAGCGAUCCCGCAGACUACCAGGAGUCACGACUCAUCUUGCGUCACUUCGUGCACAACUGGGAGAGCGAGUCGCCGCCGCAGGAAGACUCUGACAUUGACGAGUUCUUCCUGGUGCUGGACUCCACGGGAGGCAGAGGCAACUUCAACUUCCCGUCAGGCAGCUCCUCCAUGCUGUCCUCUGUGGGAAGCUCUCUGUCAGACCAGAGAUCAGAAACCACCCAGUCCACGGAUCAGGAUUCCUUCGAUGACGGCAACCUGGCGGACAUCGGCGAGCCGGACACCACCUCCAGCUCGGGCCUCAGCCCCGUGCAGGAGUCCCAGACGGAGGAGAGCAGCGCCCCGCAGACCCCCGAGGUGCUGGACCAGCCGGAGGACAAAGACGGCUUCCUCGACACUUCCCAUAAUGUUAUUGUGAAGCCUUUUUUAGGAUUAGGUAAGGACAUCGCUCGCGAGUCUCACGCGGGCCCUGUCCUGGGAUCCAAACCAAACCCCUACCUCGGCUCAGACAGCCUCCUGCCCAUCCCGGAGGAGUCUGUCACUCCCGGCCGAGAGUGUGAGACCGUCAUUGACACCGUUUUCUGUGACAGUGAUGACGAAUGUGGCCACCCCGCCAGGGAGGAAUGGUGCAAGGCCGCCAGAGACGCCCCGGCAGCGGCUGCCCGCCAAGCCUCCCCCUGUAGUGACGCCGGGGCGUCCUGCGAUACACUGUGUGCUGCGAGCACGCCGGAAGGCUCGCGGGACACGCUGUGCUGCUCUGAUGAAACCGGCAGGAAAGUGUCCUCGGGUCAGCUGAAGGUCAGCCAGUCGGUCGUGACGGGAUCACGCCCUCGUGGUCAGCCGGAGGGAGGGGCGUCCGGCGUGGCUAUCCAUUCAGGCAGCGUUCAGCCUGCACGUGGUUACGCAAAGCCCCAUGAUAUACGUGGAAAUGAGGUCACAAGUGGCAGUGUGGCGAGAGACGCCACGGGAGAGAGCGGCACACCUGACCCCAGCCCGGGCGCCGCCCUCACCCUCACUCCCCACACUUUCGAUUUCACUACCGUACCUCGGCCUACCCCUGACCUUGAGGCGCUGGCUACACUGAUUGCUGAUCGCAUCAUGAAUGGUACUGUUGCCUCCACCAGUGUUAGUGCGGGUGCCUCAGGAAGCACCAGUACCGGCCCGGCUGUCCCCACACUUCCCACCACCACUGAGGGAGACGAGGCUGACGCGUCCAGCCAGGCUGUCAGUGGUGGGUGCAUCGAGCACCAUCCACAGCCCUGCACCAGUGUUACAGUGCCCCUUGCUCUUCCUCCCGCCAUGAACGGCGGUGAGAGUGAAGUUGUUACCUCCAGCGCGCGCCUCUCUGUUGCUGACGUUGCGUGUAAACACUCAGGUGACGAGAACUCGGUUCUCUGCUGUGCUGGGAAAGAAAAACAUCUCUGGAAAAAGGCAAAUAAGUGUGUAAAUAUGGCGUCUUGUGUGAGUGACCGGCUGACUGAGUGUAGUGAUAGUGUAGAAACAGUGCCGCUUGUGGCGGGGCGCGGCGAGGCCCUCGUGUCGGGGUCCGAGGUCCACCCAAGAAAAUUAUUCCGCCAGUCACCUAUGACGGUCGAUAAAGGCGAUAAAGCCACAGAGGCGUGCGUGCCGAGCGGCGGCCUGAGCGCUACGAUUCUCGGGCGUGCGGACAUGCAGCCGGCGAUGCUGCGGCAGGACUCAAGGGGAUCCACUUGUGAGUCCUUAGACAGCAGAAAGACGUCCCUCGGCUCUACCAUCACUUCCCUGGACGAGGAAUUUAGCGACAUGUCCCCGGAGGAGUUUUUUGAGCGGCGUUACUCUGUGUCCUCAGGCAUCUCCUCCACCUCAGAGAGUACGGGAAGGAAGUUUUCCACAUCUUCCUUCGCCUCGGAUGACUGGGAAUGGUUCCCAGGGAGGAAGAAGAGCGUCCGCGGGCACCAGUGGAGCUUCGGGGAGCACAGGUCUGAGGGAGGGGAGAGGGGCGACCUUCGCAAGCUAUCAAGUGUCAGCACAGACUCCAGCACCAGCUCGGGUAUCGGCUCCAUGGAGUCGAGUGGGACUGAAAGCCGCAAGUUUUCCGUGAACUCCGGCAUCUCGUGCUUGUCGAGGAUCAACGAGGAGUGCAGGACGCUCACCGAUGCCGAUCUCUCUAUGUUGGAGUCUUUUGAAGAGGAACAUCCCGUCGAGGAGAGUCCAGCAUCGCCGGGUCCAGCGGCCUGCCACAACAUCACCUUGGAUGGCCGCCGCCUCUCUUUGCCUCCCCCCGUGUGGCCGCGGGAGGCCCACAGGGAUGUCAAAGAAGACGUCAUCGAGCAUAAAAUAUUUUCAGCGGCGCUUGAGGGUAAAGGCGACGCUGUGGGUGUUCAGGAGCCUGAGUUUAUUGUGAAGAGAGCAGAGAUCCUGAAAACUGCACACCCAGGACCAGGGAAUGAACCGACGCUUGAUCUUCCUCUGAUUUGCCCUUCCUCAUGUCCCCUGCGCCGCAAGGACUACCUCAGCCACCCAGAGUGUGACCACGCUCACGCUCAUACCCACUCCCUCAACAGCAAUGAUACCAGGGAAAAACGUAAGUCCCUCAACUUUGUGCCCAGACUCCUGAAGCCCAAGUCGCGGCACUCAGCGCGCAGGCUGACGCUUCACACCUUUGAAAACAUCGCCGAGCUGGUGAAGAAGGAGCAACAGGCCGCGGGACACAAGCCAGGGAGCGUCGCCCCCGAGUCUGUGACCAACCUAAGCAGCGUCGAGGCUCCUCAGAAUGAUCUUAUUAAAGAGGUUGAAUUUCGACGUAACCUCGUGCGAGAUCUUGAGAAGCUGGAAGCCGAGAUCGAGGCCGAGGUCCAGGCCUUAGGGUCCGAUGCCUCACAAGGGAGGGACGAUGACGACGCUGCCUCCACCGUAGUGGCGUUUGACAGCAACGAGUCUGUGGCGUCGGCGAGCAGCUUCUCUGGUGUUGACUCUGGGGCGGAGGAUGCCCCCCUGCCAACCUCAGACACAGAACCUGAAUUCGAGGCUGCUCGUCCCCCUGUGCGCGUCAACACAGAGGAGGAGACGCGCCUCUCAGGCCGCCCGCAGACCGAGGGGAACGCAGAGGAGCCACCCAGCGCUACCCUUCCUGACUCAAAGUCCCUACCAAAUCUUCUCAGUUCAGAGGGAGGCAAAAAACUGAGUCUGGUGAAGGGGUCGGAGCGCCCCGAGCCCCGGCGGGAGGGCGGAAAGCCGGCCCGUAGCAUGGACACGCUGUUGAAUGAGGAGGAAAUAGUGCCUUGUAGCAAUUACGAGUUUAGUGAAGUUGCCUUCCCUCCCAUGGUGAGCCUCGAUGAAGUCGAGGAGCAGGAAGUUAUUGAAAAUUUUUCUGAUGAAGAUCUUGUCUCAGAUGCUGAUUUUGAAGCAUUCUCUGAGACGGAGCACGACGACACGGACCUCGAUCACCUCAACCUGGAGCUGUUCGAGCUGAGUGGCCAGAAUGGUGAGGCUGCUGCACAGAGACUCACCAAGAGGCAGAAAAAAAUGAAGAAAAUAAGAAGGAAAUUCAGCUUUUCUUCAAAAGAGAAGCAACCGAAGGACAUGAAGGACGCUAUUUCUUCAUCACUCAAGCGUCUGAAGACUGCUAAGCAAAAAAUAGAGCAGCUGGUCACCAAAACUCUAAGGAGCGACCAGCCGUCUUGUCCGUCCUCGGCAGAGUCCGCGGCAGGAUCACCGCCAAGUCCUCGAACUGCCGAGGACUCGUGUGACGCCAGGAAGACUCGGCCAGAGGCGUCUUCACAAAACAAGGACUCACAUUGUUCAAAAGCCUCAGAGACUCAGCUUUCUGUUGCGAGUGAGACCCGCGGCCCAGAGGAGGCCGAGGGGGCAGGCUCUGCCUCCCGUCGCACGUCCAAGUCCAGCGACGACUGGUCUGCGCCUGGCCCCUGGGACUCGCGUCUCCCAGAUGGCCACGAGUCUGCCUAUUCCUGGUCAGACGCUGACAGCGACUUUGAGUUCGUUGCGAUGGAGCCUCCCAGGCCCCUGCCGGUGACCCAGGAGGCUGAACCUGCCGCCAGGGAGACCGGGCCGCAGGAACCAACGGCAGGGAAGCAUUCUCAACCAGCGGCGGCACCUGGAGAAGACCGCGAGGUGCGCCCCUGUCACCGGCCCAGCAACUCCCUGCGGUCCAGCAAGGUCCCUCUGGCCACCUGGGAACCCUUCUUCUGCGUCCUCCUUCAGGAUGAGAAGACCUUCACCUCCUACCGCUCCGAGGAGAUGUCGGUUAUUCCGGGCGCGCCCAUCCGCCCGCACACCAACAAGCUGAUCGGAGACUCCCUCUUCUAUGACCUGCCCCGCAUGCGGCUGGACGGCGGGGCACGGGCCUUCCGGCGGCGGUGGGGCUACGAGCUCACGCCGCCGCCCACGUUGGUCGAAGAGGAGAAUGAGGACGACCCAUACGACCUACCGCCCAACCACGAGGAAGACAACCUUAGUUACACCGAGACCAGAUCCCUCAGGGACGACUACCUCUUCAGCUCCUCUCAAGGUAAGACUCACCAAGUGUCCCAGUAGCCUCAUCAGUACUCGUGCUUCACUUCAUGUCUUCAUGUGAACACCAAGGCGCUCAGGGUGUUAGGUUUUCCCUGAGUCUCACCAUUGUCCACGCUUCACCUCCUGCUCUGGAACUCCUUGUCUACUUCUGUAUUUCCCCUUCCUCGGACAAACUCUUUCAACAAGGAGGUUUCAAGACAUUUAUCCUCCAACUCUGGAUAAUCUAUUUACUUCUUUUUGUUGCCCCUCUUACAUAUAAAAAGUGUAAGGUGUGUGUGGCCGGCGGUGUUUGUCCGCGUGGUGCCUUCGUCAGCAAGCCACGCUCACCCUGUGCUGGGGUAGCCACGUGAGUCAGGCCGCUACCGGUGCGUGAAUGUUAGGCAAUCAUCCAGCACAGUGAGCAUCAAUAGAGUUGAGGGUUGACUUUCCACAACUUCCUGGUAUUCAACUCCGGAAAUAGCUCGUCCACUGACCCACUGACUCAGUUUAGUUUAGCUUCCCCUGUAGUGAGGCAGAACCAUUUUCUUCAAACCUUUAUGGCACAUUUUCUCUCCCGUGCUGAGCGGGGACUGGUAGAUUUGUUGCGGUGACUCCGUUAAAUUUGCGGAUAAGAAUAGACUAAACAAACUGCGAAAGCAAGUUUAUAGUAUGUUCAGAAAUCAAUUCAGGCUCAAGCAUAAUAUUCACGAAGCUUUCUGCACAAGAAGCUACACUCUACACAAUAUAAUUAACGAUUUUUAUAUCUAUUUUAUUUAUUUAUUUUCUUACUCCUUAUCUCAUUCGUAUUCUUAUAUCACAAAGGCAUGGCAGUAAAACACACAAGACAGUAUUACAACACGGCCAAACUAAGCAGUAUGCAAAUAGGAGACUGAUACAGACUUGGCCUUGCACGAGGGAUGGGAGACAUCAAGACAGUUUGGUGUGUGCAAAGUGUGAUGUAGGCGAGGCUUUCCCAGAUUAUGACACUCAGAUACGAGCACAAGACCUCAUUGUCUCCCGCGCGGUGUCUCCUUCCCGUGGUAUCGUCAGGGAAAGAGAUAUUUUAUGAUUUAUGUAUGUUUAUCUUAUUCGUGUAUUUAUAUUUGCUGGUGUUGCCGAUGUUGUCUGUAUGAGUCACUCCGUUUAGUAAAAAAAUAUGAAGUACCAUGAAGUAAUAUAGAUUUCAUGUUCAUUUAUUUAUUUAUUUAUUUAUUUCCUUCUUUUACGAGUUAAGUAGUCUGGCAUAGGGUACA
Messenger RNA from Scylla paramamosain (green mud crab), 8141 nucleotides. RefSeq lists its product as uncharacterized. The transcript has 4 exons. The record is from RefSeq and is a predicted model, not a curated record. The coding region runs from base 1207 to 6930 and encodes 1907 amino acids. Lineage: Eukaryota; Metazoa; Arthropoda; Malacostraca; Decapoda; Portunidae.